AUGGUUUCUAAGGGAAUUGGGGCACUUAUACUAUCGCUGUCUUUGAACCUGGUUUACGGAACAGACUUUAUCAGAUAUGUCUAUCCAGCCUAUAAUAUAAAAAGUUACGGAGGUAAUGAAGUAAACUUCCCUCAUUCAUUGAGCAAUGAAGACAGUGAACACAACAGCAACUCAAAAUCUGCAAGCAAUGAAUUCAAAGGGAAUAGUGGACCAAGCGAUGAAAACAAUAGUGACUCUAAUUCAGCAAGCCAACAGAUCAAGGGACAGUAUUCAAGGAGAUCAUCUUCUGAAGAAAAUCAACAGAAUAGCGAUGCCAAUUCUACCAGUGAUGAAAGUAAUGGCCACGAUUUAGAAGACAUUGUGGAGAACAAUAACUCAGAUUUUUCUUCCUCUUCUUCCUCCUCCUCCUCCUCUUCUUCAGAAGAACAGUAUGGAGAGCCAGGUCCACCAGGUCCACCUGGAUUACCAGGACCAAUUGGUCCACCAGGAUACCCAGGAAAGCCAGGGUUUGGGCUGCCAGGUCAUCCUGGUAAGCCUGGACCACCCGGACCACAAGGACUAUCAGCUAUUGGAAAACCAGGCGGCCCAGGAGAACCAGGAAAGCCAGGUGUGCCAGGAUCUCCUGGCCGAAAAGGGGAUAAGGGAUCUCAGGGGAUGCAAGGACCAAGAGGACCUCCGGGACCUAGUGGACCACCCGGACCAGCUGGGUUAUCUGUUAUUGGGAAACCAGGACCUAAAGGAUCACCAGGUCCUCCAGGAACACUUGGAUUUCCUGGAAGAAAAGGGGAUCCAGGAUACCCUGGUUUACCAGGACCAAAAGGAGAUAAAGGGGUUGGAAGUCCAGGACGUCCUGGUGAUAAAGGUGCUCCAGGACCACGUGGUCCACAAGGACCACCUGGUCCAGAAGGUAAAGGACUCAAAGGACCCCCAGGUCACAAAGGUGAACCAGGACACAAAGGUGAAAAGGGAUCACCAGGGUCCCCUGGACAUCCAGGCCUUCCAGGACUCAAAGGACACCCAGGUUCUCCUGGUUUGACGGGAAAGCCUGGAGAUAAAGGAUCAUCUGGAGAACCUGGACCUCGUGGCCCUGUAGGACCACUUGGGUCACCAGGACCAAAAGGCCCAAAAGGCCCACCAGGUAAUGUUGGUGCACCAGGAGAGAAAGGUCAUCCAGGACUAAGGGGUCCAGAAGGGCCUUCUGGCCCAAAAGGUGAGCCAGGAUCAAAAGGUGAGCAAGGAAAACCCGGGCCUCCAGGAAAGUCAGGUGCAGAGGGUAAAAAAGGAGCACCAGGUCCAUCUGGUGAAAAAGGCGAUAAAGGGCCUGUUGGGCCACGUGGCAAAGCAGGGAGUCCAGGUCCUCAAGGUCCUCAAGGGCCACAAGGGCCUCCAGGUAAACCUGGAGAGAAAGGACAUCCUGGAUUACCUGGUUCAGUGGGUCUAACCGGGAGUCCAGGUUCUCCAGGACACCCAGGAGUGAAAGGAGAUCCUGGGGUCCCAGGACCACCGGGUCCUCAGAGUAAAUUUAAUGCAAAAAUUAUAAAGGGGCCAAGCGGUCCACCUGGACCAAAAGGAGCAAUUGGUCCACCAGGCAUUCCAGGAGCCCCUGGUCCAGCAGGUCCACCGGGAGAAAUUAUUAUACCAAAAGGAAAAUAUGCAGGUUAUAGUGGUUACAUCGAUUCAGGUGGCAUGGUGAGUCCUGUUCCAGCAUUUACAGCCAUUCUUUCUCAGCCAUAUCCUCACAAAGGGCAACCAAUAGUGUUUGACAAGAUACUGACCAAUUCAAAUAACAACUAUGAUUCAUCAAAGGGAAUUUUCACAUGUGAAAUAUCUGGUAUCUACCAAUUUUUUUAUCAUGUACAUGUUAAGGAAGCAAAUGUUUGGGUGGCAUUAUAUAAAAAUGAUGAACCUGUAAUGUACACGUAUGAUGAAUAUACACCACAAUACGUUGACCAUGCAUCAGGAACAGCUAUCUUACAUUUGGAUGAAAAUGACAAAGUGUAUGUACAAUUACCUGCAGAAAAGUCUAAUGGUGUGUAUUCUUCUGAAUAUAUAUAUUCAUCAUUUUCUGGGUUGUUAAUAACACCAUCAUGA
Messenger RNA from Rhincodon typus (whale shark), 2091 nucleotides. Its product is annotated as collagen alpha-1(X) chain-like. The record is from RefSeq and is a predicted model, not a curated record. Bases 1 to 2091 code for a protein of 696 amino acids. Gene Ontology annotation, molecular function: protein binding. The transcript is spliced from 7 exons. Lineage: Eukaryota; Metazoa; Chordata; Chondrichthyes; Orectolobiformes; Rhincodontidae.